AUGUCAUGUGAAUAUAGACCAAUUUUAAAUUUUGGAAAUAUUAAAAAUGUUUGUUUUAAAGGUAAAUAUUAUGAAUGUUCAACAUUGUCAUUUAAGGAACGUACAUGUGGUGUAUUAUUGAAUAAAACAAUUUAUGAUAAAGAACCAGUGGUUGAAAUUGCAACAUAUGUUUGUAUGGGUGAUAUUAAAUAUGAAAGAUCUGUAGUUGUACAUGCUGUUACAAUUAAAGGUGCAAUUGAUCCAAAUAUAAAGGGAAUUUAUGCACCAAAUUUAAGACCAUCAAAUGGUGAUUAUAGUCUAGAUACCGAUGACCAAGAUUACAAUCCUGAAUUUUAUUAUAAUAGUUCAUUAUCAUCAUCAUUAUAUCAUCAAAUACUUUAUUUUCCAAUCAUUGUAAUUUUUAUAAAAUCGACUUUAAUUUUAUUAAUAUUUUAA
Molecule: messenger RNA, 435 nt
Organism: Dictyostelium discoideum AX4
Lineage: Eukaryota; Evosea; Eumycetozoa; Dictyosteliales; Dictyosteliaceae
Exons: 1
Coding region: 1-435 (144 amino acids)
Source: RefSeq, a predicted model, not a curated record